UUGUUUUAAAAAAAAAAAACCAAACACAGUUCGCUCGAACUAGCAGCCAACAACUCCGAACUAGACAUAGAACUGAUAUAGAUGCUAGAUUGCUACUACUACUAGCUUUGUCGAGCUACACAUUACCUCUGCACAUUAUACACAUCAAAACACGGAAUUUUAAUUAGUUUCAUUUUGAUUUUCUUCCUUUUUCUCCUCGAUUUACAACAAUGAGUAACAUAUACGUUCAAGAACCACCAACAAAUGGAAAAGUUGUUGUGACUACUUCUCUAGGAGAAAUUGAAAUAGAACUGUGGAGCAAAGAAUGUCCAAAGGCUUGCAGAAAUUUUGUUCAACUAUGCCUUGAAGGAUUUUUCAAUGGAACAAUUUUUCACCGAGUGGUACCAAAUUUUAUUGCUCAAGGAGGAGAUCCUUCUGGGACUGGCCAUGGUGGUGAAAGUAUUUAUGGGGAACCAUUCAAGAACGAAGUUCAUUCACGUCUACGAUUUGUCAGAAGAGGAUUGGUUGCAACGGCUAACACUGGAAACAAUGACAAUGAAUCACAGUUUUUUUUUACCUUGGGUUCUUGUCCGGAACUGCAAAAUAAGCACACAAUUUUUGGUAGGGUUGCUGGGAAUACUUUGUUCAACAUGAUCAAAUUCAAUGACUUGGAUAUUGAUAGUGAAGAUAGACCUCGUCAUCCACCUAAAAUUUUUAAAACAGAAGUUAUUUCUAAUCCAUUCCCUGACAUUGAACCAAGGAUUAGCCAAGAAAAUAUCAAGAAACCAGAGGAAAUAAAAUCUAAAAUAAAUAAAAAAAAGAAUCUUCAGCUGCUUUCCUUUGGGGACGAAGAAGAAGAUGAAACAGAUGUUCAUCAGCCAACUAAGUCUUUUCGUGGGAAAUCUUCUCAUGAACUGACUAACGACCCUAAACUUAGCAUUGUUCCUGCAGUCAACGUAGAAACGGGGUUAACAAAUAACGACAAACCGACAAAAAUUGAACGGCAAUUUGAAAAGGUUGCGCCUCAAACUGAUUUGCAACCAGAAGUAUCACCUGAAAGUGUAGAUGUUGACAUUUCGAACCAAAAGAAAUCUGAAGCAAACAAGAAACUAAAGCAAAUCAAAGAACAGAUCAGAGACUUGAAAAGGGAAAUGAAAAACCCAAGUGAAACUCCUCAAGAUCAAGAAUUAUCUAAGAAAAGAAAAAUUAGCGACAGUGAAGAAGAUAAUGAAAUACUUAAAGAUUUUCAUGAGCAGCAGAAGAAGUAUGCGGACAUAAAAACAACACGGCGAGGAAAGGGCACGGACCGAGAAGCUGAAACCCUUAAUUUCCUUAAAAAAUUUCAGAGUAAGCUUAGCCAAACUCGGACAACGAAAGGAGGCGUUGAUGAUAUUGAUGACGUAAACGAUGAUGAUGCAUGGUUGAAUCACACGUUGAAAUUCGAAGACAAAAAUCCUUCGUUAGCCCGAGAUGCUAAUACAAAAAGUGAUGAUUGGUUUGAAAUCUACGAUCCCCGUAACCCCUUAAACAAACGAAGAAGAGAGGAAUCAAAGAAGAUCAUGAAAGAGAGGAAAUUCAACUAAAAACUAAAAAUGAUCUCCAGUUUUGAAAUGCACAUAUAAAACUCACCUUUGUUUGUUAAUCUCACCAAUUUCUCUUUGAUUCAACGAGCUUGAAAAUCAGAAACAAAUGUCACUUAGGCUUGCUGGAACUGGAACAUAAACUUGUGUGUCAAUUGUA
This is a messenger RNA of Daphnia pulicaria, 1719 nucleotides long. Its product is annotated as spliceosome-associated protein CWC27 homolog. The transcript has 12 exons. The coding region runs from base 210 to 1562 and encodes 450 amino acids. Gene Ontology annotation, cellular component: catalytic step 2 spliceosome. The record is from RefSeq and is a predicted model, not a curated record. Gene Ontology annotation, biological process: protein folding; protein peptidyl-prolyl isomerization. Gene Ontology annotation, molecular function: peptidyl-prolyl cis-trans isomerase activity. NCBI's taxonomy places the organism in Eukaryota, Metazoa, Arthropoda, Branchiopoda, Diplostraca, Daphniidae.